GAUCAGAAGCAGCUUUCUGACUAAAACAGACUCUCAGCAGACAAAAAGAUGAAGAUGCCUCAGCUACUCAUCCUCCUGCUGGCUAUUCUGCUGCACGCAGCAGCCGGUUUCCCUGCAGCUCUGCCUGGCCGAGACAAACACGCCUCCUGGGACGACGUGAACGUGGUGGCUCAUGGGCUCCUGCAGCUGGGCCAGGGUCUGAAGGAGCAUGUGGACAAGACCAAAAUCCAGAUGAGCGACGUCAGUGCCAAACUGAAGGCCCUCAAUGGCACAGUGGCCGAACUGGAGAGGAAGCAGCGGGAGCAAAAUGAAGCUCUGAAGGCAAGAGGCAAAGAGGAGGAGGAGGAGGAGAGGGAGAGGAUGGUGGCAGAGCUGGCCAACAAGGUGAUGGCAAAGGUGCAGGAGGUGCAGACACAGGGCGAGGAUGUCCACACCAGGAUGGACAGGCUGGAGGAGAAGGUGAACGAGAUGCUUAAAGAGUCAACACUGGACAGCAACAACAGCGAGCAUACAGGAGUCUCGUUUAUCCAGAGGCUGAUGGCAGCUCAGAACAGACGCAUCGACCAGCUGGUGGAGAAAAUCAAGCAGCAGCAAGACAAACUGGAGAAGCAGAGUCUGCACCUGCAAACACUGCAGAGCAAGGUCGCACACAAGAGAGUAAAAUCACACCGACGGAGAGAUGAAGAGACAGCACUGAGGGGAGAGCCUGCAGAGCAGAGCAAAGACACAUCAGGUUUGGCAAGAGACUGUCAUGAGCUGUUUGCAGGAGGGCAGCGAGCCAGCGGUGUCUACACAAUCCAGCCGGAGAACUCUCAGCCCUUCAACGUCCUCUGUGAAAUGACUUCAGAUGGCGGAUGGACGGUGAUCCAGAAACGUUACGAUGGAUCCCAAAACUUCAACCAGCUGUGGGAAAGCUACAAGAACGGUUUCGGCAACCUGAAUGGUGAGUUUUGGUUGGGCCUGGAGAACAUCCAUUCUCUCACCAAACAAGGCCAGUACGUCCUGCAGGUGGAGCUCUCUGAUUGGGCGGGACAGCAGAAGCAGGAAGCUCGUUAUCGACUCCAACUUGACGGAGAAGAGAAGAAGUUCACGCUCCACCUGGAGCAGGAGUCUUCAUCUGGGGUCCAGGAGAGAAUAAUGACGACCAGAGAAUCCGGUCUUCCUUUUUCCACAGCCGACAGAGACAAUGAUCUCGCUGCAGACGUCAACUGUGCUGAACUGCUCUCAGGUGGUUGGUGGUUCAGUAGUUGUGGUGAGUCAAACCUCAACGGCAAAUAUCCCAAAAGGUUGAGCGCGCUCAGACGACAGCAGUCCAGAAGACAAAGGAUGUUUUGGACGUCCACAAAGGGACAAAACAACUCUGUGAAGACCACUCUUCUGAAGAUUGCCCCCGCCACAAUGCAAUGAGCACAUCAGUUUGUCUCAAACAGAGGACAACAGAAACUGUAUUUAACUCUGAUUAUUGAUCCCUGCAAUCACGCACUGGAUCAUCAGAUAUUUCUAUGCUGUGCCAUACGAUCACUCAGUCUCAGUGGACAUGUUCAGUCAUAUUGACAGUAACUUUAUUCCCUUUAUAAGGGUUCCUUAUCUUAUUCUGUAAUAUUU
This is a messenger RNA of Plectropomus leopardus (leopard coralgrouper), 1605 nucleotides long. Its product is annotated as angiopoietin-related protein 4-like. Gene Ontology annotation, biological process: blood coagulation. The record is from RefSeq and is a predicted model, not a curated record. Lineage: Eukaryota; Metazoa; Chordata; Actinopteri; Perciformes; Serranidae.